Molecule: messenger RNA, 267 nt
Organism: Parnassius apollo (apollo)
Lineage: Eukaryota; Metazoa; Arthropoda; Insecta; Lepidoptera; Papilionidae
Source: the annotation of a GenBank genome assembly
AUGAUAAGGAUAGCAAGGCGUUUGCUACAAAAUGGAAGUGUUCUGAGUCCUAAAAGGAUUGACUUCCAUCUAGUAAGGGCGAGCCAGUCCUCACCACAUCUUAAGUAUAACCGCUCCAGAGAAAGAGAGACAUGUCCGUUGCCUCUUCCGCCGCCGAAGCCUAAACCAAAGGAUGACAGUGCGUUUUGGGGCGCGGUGUUCCUGGCGACUGUAGCUGCUGCAUUUGCUGUUUAUGCUAAGUUGGAUUUUCUCUAUUGUAACCUUUAA